Molecule: messenger RNA, 1029 nt
Organism: Aspergillus terreus NIH2624
Lineage: Eukaryota; Fungi; Ascomycota; Eurotiomycetes; Eurotiales; Aspergillaceae
Exons: 2
Coding region: 1-1029 (342 amino acids)
Molecular function (GO): acyltransferase activity, transferring groups other than amino-acyl groups
Source: RefSeq, a predicted model, not a curated record
AUGUCCGGUAUGACCAAACCCCCGAGCGAACAUGAGUAUCACUUUGUGUGGCCCUUCCCGGGCCAGUGCCACGUAACGCGAAACCUCCUCCAGCAUUUCCUGCGAUGUCUCGAAUCCCGCUCCGAGGUGAAGAUGUACCAAUCCAGACAGAAGUAUGCGAUGUCCAAGCCUGGUCCUCAAGUCGGUGAUUUCUUCCUCAUCGUACCGGCUACUUGUGCCCCUGGACCGGCGUGGGAAGUUGCAAAGCUUACUCUCGAGGGCCACAUUCUGAACUGGGAGGCGUGCCAAGAGCCAGAGGAUUGCACCGAUAUGACCCAGGGACAAGGAAUUUCGUUGGCUCCCAUAUCGCUGGAGGAUCUGCCGAGUCUUCAGCAGGUACAUGACGAAGCAUUCGCAGAUAAUGUGCUAAUGAAACUCAUGUACGGUCCGCCCGAUCCACCGGCAUUCAUCGGUGACAUCCAGAAGAUAUUCCAAACGGACUCAACCGCCCGAAUAACCAAGGCGAUCGACGAUGCAACCGGCGAAAUCGUGGGCUGGUCCUGGUGGAGUUUCCAUACCGACGCAGCGACUCACAUGGCCGCCGCAAAGGCAGCCGAGGAGCGAGUGAAGAGAGUCCCCAAGAAUUCAAUCAGUCCUGCGCUCUGGCGGGAUAUGCGAAUUGCCAUAAAUGCGAUGAGGAAGCAAUGGAUCACGGAGAAACCUGCUGCUGGUAAGGAUGUCUCUGCCAUGACUUAUAUUCGAUUCACGCCUUGGAACCGAGAUGCUCAUUCGUCUCUAGUCCUCCAAAUCCUCGUGACGCGGCCCUCGUAUCAGCGAAAAGGUGUUGGCAAGGCGCUGGUCAUGGCUGGCGUCGAAGAGGCCAAUCGCCUUGGACUGUCAGCAUGGCUUGAAGCAACCCCUGCAGGGCAUGCGCUGUACCAGAAGUGCGGGUUUCGUGAUGUCGGACAGCCUGUUGAAAUGGAUUUGAGUCAAUAUGGAGGGGAGGGUAUCGUGAAGACGAUAUGCAUGUUGCGUAAUCCAGAGCUAUAA